Molecule: messenger RNA, 1612 nt
Organism: Gossypium raimondii (Peruvian cotton)
Lineage: Eukaryota; Viridiplantae; Streptophyta; Magnoliopsida; Malvales; Malvaceae
Product: uridine nucleosidase 1
Exons: 10
Coding region: 441-1346 (301 amino acids)
Biological process (GO): purine nucleoside catabolic process
Cellular component (GO): cytosol
Molecular function (GO): purine nucleosidase activity
Source: RefSeq, a predicted model, not a curated record
AUGUGUAGUGUAGCGUAUAUAAUAUAUUCUUCAACGGACUCGUUGGUUGGCACCGGCCGCCUCUUUGUCUCGCUUCACGACAAGUCCCAGUUUCAUUUUUAAUUAUUGUUUUCACAUCCAUUUUCACUAAGCUAUAUAUAUCGGUAGUUUUCUGGAAAUUUGAGCUAUUGAUUUUUGCGUUGAAUAUGGAUUUUGAAAUGGAGAAAAAUUCCCACGAUGGGGUUGUCGUUAACGGCGGAAACGACGGCGUUUUGGGCCUACAUGCCAAGAGGAAGAAGCUCAUUAUCGAUACCGAUCCAGGGAUUGUGAGAAUUCAAUUUGGAGGACUGUUGUGAUAUCUGUGGAGGAAAGUUUCGGUUUUUGAUAGAGAUUUUCAAGAGAGCAUUCAUACAAAGCUAUACAAGGAAGUGAAAUUGACAUCGGAAAGUUUGGAUGAUAGCAUGGCAAUCUUAAUGGCAUUCCAAAAUCCGGAGGUGGAUAUCUUAGGUUUGACGACUGUAUUUGGAAAUGUUAGGACGGAAGAUGCCACUCGUAAUGCCUUACUUCUGUGUGAGAUCGCAGGGUGUCCAAGUGUUCCUGUAGUUGAAGGCAGCCACGAACCUCUUAAGGGUGGGAGGCCACGUGUUGCUGACUUUGUUCAUGGCUCUGAUGGAAUGGGGAAUAUAUUUCUACGUCCGCCAAAAACAGAGAAAUCUGAUAAGAGUGCCUCUGAAUUUUUAGUUGAAAAGGUCUCUCAGUACCCUGGUGAAGUAUCCAUACUUGCACUUGGACCACUGACAAAUGUGGCAUUGGCAAUCAAAAGAGACUCUUCCUUUCCUAGCAAGGUGAAAAAAAUAGUUGUACUUGGUGGCUCAUUCUUUGCAUUAGGAAAUGUUAAUCCUGCAGCUGAAGCAAAUAUUUAUGGAGAUCCUGAAGCAGCUGAUGUUGUGUUUACUUCGGGAGCAAAUAUCGUUGUUGUUGGGAUAAACAUUACGACUCAAGUCCAAAUGACAGAUGAUGACCUCCUCAAAUUGAAGCAAUCAAAUGGGAAGCAUGCUCAGCUGCUAAGUGACAUGUGCAAAUUCUACAGAGAUUGGCACGUGAGGUCCGAUGGUGUAUCCGGGAUAUUCCUCCAUGAUCCUGUCAGUUUCGUGGCACUAGUUCGGCCAGAUCUCUUCACAUACAAGAAGGGGGUUGUGAGGGUUGAGACGCAGGGCAUAUGCGUGGGGCAUACAUUGUUGGAUCAAGGAUUAAAAAAAUGGAAUGGAAGCAACCCAUGGACAAGCUAUUCCCCAGUUUCCGUUGCGUGGACGGUGGAUGUGGAUGAAGUCCUUAAUUAUGUUAAAAGAAUGUUGAUGAAACCGUAAAGGCUUGGGAAUACCACUUUGACAUUUUAGAAGAUUUCCCGGAGAUGGGAAUUUGCCUUUGAUUUCUUCUAAAAGGCCCUUUGUGAUUUACUCUUGUUCGCGUUUACCCAGAUUUGGGGUUCAAAAAGCUCAUAAUUGUUGCUAGAUCUUCAUCUCUCCUUUCACUGAAAAACCUUCACCUUGAUGAUCCUCAACUAGUCAGAAAAAUACUGAAAUAUGGUGCUUUGAUCCAAAAUAUUUUAUGUUAAUGUCGGGGUUUCAGCUAA